This is a messenger RNA of Macrobrachium nipponense, 1593 nucleotides long. RefSeq lists its product as uncharacterized. The record is from RefSeq and is a predicted model, not a curated record. Gene Ontology annotation, molecular function: zinc ion binding; nucleic acid binding. The transcript has a single exon. Lineage: Eukaryota; Metazoa; Arthropoda; Malacostraca; Decapoda; Palaemonidae. Bases 1 to 1593 code for a protein of 530 amino acids.
AUGGAACCUUCAACCUCUAUCAUAUCACAAGAUCACAUCAUCCAUGACGACUCCUCAGCCCCCAUCACAUCCAUGACACCGACUAGAAGACGAAAUAGAUCAGGUACCAACUCCCCCUCAGACGAACACAUAACACAAAGACCACGGAUUUCCUCUCCCCCUGAUAACUCUCCUGCACACUCAAAAGAACAUCCCAACCAACAGCUCCUCUCCCUAGACUGCUCUGACACGGAAGACGACCUUUCACAGGACAAUGAUGGCUUUACACUUGUACGCAGUAAGAAAAACAUGAAGAAAUCAACACAAAACACGGACACUUUUAACUUGCAAUCAGACACCGAAUUCCCACGACUGAGAUUCAAACCAAUACAAAAACCUGGAGAAACAGCUUACACCACAAUAAAAGCCAUUGAAGACAGACACAAGGACAUCGUUUUCCAGGCACGACCAACCCGGACAGGACAAUUCAUUCUGAUACCUAAAGACAAACAUGCCGAAGAAGUACUCAAGAAGGACGGACAUUGCAAGGCACUGGACCCAAACGACAGAAUACAGAAAGGACUCAUAUGCAGAUACCCAGUAAACCUCCCAAUCGACCCCAUAAAAGACCUCUCCUUUGUGUUAGACGCCACCCGGUGCACAAACAAAGCAGGAGAACCAACAAGAAAGGUUCUUGUGACUUUCCAAGGGGAAAGGCCUGCUGAAGUGAACAUACCAAUAUGGGGAAUCUUCCCCACUGAAGAAUUCACCCCUGAACCACUAAGGUGCUUUAGGUGUCAAAGAUUUGGACACCAUCAACGUGAAUGCGGCUACAAACACAUUUGUGGGAUUUGUAGUGGCAAGCACCCAACACAAGAGUGCUUAGAUCGGUACAAAAGGAAAGAGAGGACGACAGCAAAAUGCCCGAAUUGUAAAGGGCAGCAUCACGCCUGGCAUAAAGGCUGUCCGGAAAGACUAAAAAGGAUUUGGCGAAUGAAAGGCCAGAACCCCCAGACCACCACCAGAACGUGGCAGCAGCAACACAAACCUCCCCCACAACACACAUCAUACCCUCAACACCUACCACAACAAAACCCACCUACACAACAACAACACCCACAACAAACAUCACAUCCUCAGCGACCAACGGAAUACAACCCACCUCCACUACAGCAACAACAACCACAGCAACACAGACACCAAGAACCCAGAUAUAGGCAGCAGAAACCCCCCACCAAUCAGAGACGCAAUCCACCUACACAACAACCACAACAAGACCAACAACGGAACACAUACCACAGAGACCCCAGACAGACACAAAACCAAGACACAAACAACACACCCACACCUGCCUCAAACCCCAUGUCCUUCUACUCCACAUCAACUCGGAAAACACCCCUACUUCCCACCCCACCCAAUCACAUGAACACACCCCCCACCCCAACUCCACCCGUGACGGUAGUACCAGUGCCGAAAGUCAGCACAAACACCGUAGAGCAGUCACCAGAGAAACCCACCUACCGCCUCAGUAAAGACGACUUUAGGAGGGAAAUAGAGAAAAUUGUGAGGACAAUUUUUCAACAAUUGUUUCCAAACCUAAACCAUAACAGCUGA